CGGCGCCCUCGGGCCAUGGCGACCCAGGCGAAGCGCCGGCGGGUGGCGGGGCCUGCGGGUGCCGGCGACGCGGACCCGGACCCGGUGGCCGGCUUCCUGAGCUGGUGCCGGCGGGUGGGGCUGGAGCUGAGUCCCAAGGUGGCGGUGAGACGGCGGGGCACGGUGGCCGGCUACGGCAUGGUGGCCCAGGAGAGCGUGCAGCCCGGGGAGCUGCUGUUCGCGGUGCCGCGGGCCGCGCUCCUGUCGCAGUACACCUGCUCCAUCAGCGGCCUGCUGGAGCGAGAGCGAGGCGCGCUGCAGAGCCAGUCGGGUUGGGUACCGCUGCUGCUGGCGCUGCUGCACGAGCUGCAGGCCCCGGCCUCGCCCUGGAGCCCCUACUUUGCCCUCUGGCCCGAGCUGGGCCGCUUGGAGCACCCGAUGUUCUGGCCAGAGGAGCAGCGCCGGCAAUUGCUGCAGGGCACAGGCGUACCUGAGGCCGUGGAGAAGGAUUUGGCCAACAUCCGCGGCGAGUACUAUUCCAUCGUGCUGCCCUUCAUGGAAGCCCACUCUGAUCUUUUCAGCCCCAGGGUUCGCUCCCUGGAACUCUACCACCAGCUGGUAGCUCUUGUGAUGGCCUACAGCUUUCAGGAACCACUGGAGGAAGAGGAGGAUGAAAAGGAGGCAAACUCUCCUUUGAUGGUGCCUGCUGCAGACAUACUAAACCACUUAGCCAAUCACAAUGCCAAUCUAGAAUACUCUCCAAAUUGUCUUCGGAUGGUGGCCACUCAGCCCAUUCCUAAAGGCCAUGAGAUUUUCAACACUUAUGGGCAAAUGGCUAAUUGGCAACUAAUUCAUAUGUACGGUUUUGUUGAACCAUAUCCUGACAACACGGAUGACACAGCUGACAUUCAGAUGGUGACAGUUCGUGAAGCAGCAUUACAGGGAACAAAAGUUGAAGCUGAAAAGCUCCUACUGUAUGAACGCUGGGAGUUCUUAUGCAAGCUGGAGAUGGUGGGGGAAGAGGGAGCCUUUGUGAUUGGGCGGAAGGAAGUGCUGACUGAAGAGGAACUGACUGCCACACUCAAGGUACUGUGCAUGCCUGCUGAGGAGUUCAGGGAGUUUAAAGACCAGGAUGGAUGGGCAGAUGAUAAAAAGGAAGAGGACAGCCUGACAAUCACAAAUAUCCCCAAGCUCAAAGCAUCCUGGAGACAGCUUCUGCGCGACAGUGUUUUAUUGACCCUGCAAACCUAUGCCACAGACUUAAAAGCGGAUCAAGAUUUACUCAGUAAUAAGGAGGUCUACGCCAAACUCAGCUGGAGGGAACAGCAGGCCUUACAGGUUCGUUAUGGGCAGAAGAUGAUCUUACACCAGUUGUUGGAAUUAACAAGUUAGCAGGUUUCCUAUUAGCUGAAGAACCUCCAUGAGAAGACAUAUUUUUAUUCUGAUAGUCAUCGAUGCUUGAAAAGAAGGAAAAUUUGGACCUUUUGCUUUGCUUUUCUUAUAAAUAACAAAAGGAAAAGUAGUAAAGGUGUGGUGCUAGGAUUAACUCGGAGGUAAGGGUGACAUAUUUAAGGAUUGGGAAUCACUGCUAAUUGUUUCUAAGACCAAUAAAUUUUAUAGCUGUUUUGUUCUCA
Molecule: messenger RNA, 1613 nt
Organism: Diceros bicornis minor
Lineage: Eukaryota; Metazoa; Chordata; Mammalia; Perissodactyla; Rhinocerotidae
Gene: SETD6
Product: SET domain containing 6, protein lysine methyltransferase
Exons: 9
Coding region: 16-1371 (451 amino acids)
Biological process (GO): peptidyl-lysine monomethylation
Cellular component (GO): nucleus
Molecular function (GO): protein-lysine N-methyltransferase activity; protein binding
Source: RefSeq, a predicted model, not a curated record